Messenger RNA from Mesorhabditis belari, 1179 nucleotides. The record is from the annotation of a GenBank genome assembly. Lineage: Eukaryota; Metazoa; Nematoda; Chromadorea; Rhabditida; Rhabditidae.
AUGUGGAACUCACCAGCACAAAGCCCAAACAACGGUCGACACUCGAGUGGCUUUCGACGAGAAGGAAUGCCGAAAUCAUUUUACAAGAAUCCUGCCGUGGCCGAACUUGCCCACGAUAUCUUUUCACAAGGGUUAGAGGAAAAUAAGGCCUUGGGUCAAAAGGCCGAUGAUGCGCUUUACUUUUAUCGAUGGAUAAUGGCUCUUUCGAACGGUCAGCCUAUUUCAAUUAACUUGAUCAAGGAAAAUCUCCCUUUAUGGGACAAAUAUUCUGACCGAGAAACUCCAACUUCUGACAAAUUUAAUCAAUGGAGUGCAGCGUUAGAGGACAAGUAUUCGUUAUGUUCAAUGCUUCGCGAGAACGAUGGCUUUGUCACUGGAAAGCAGUCAUCAGAUGAAUGCAAUCUGCAGUUUUCAUUGGAAGACGCGUUCGAGAAAGCUUUACAAUUAUACGGAACACCUGUGGAAGUUCAGCGAGAAGAAGCUAAAAUACGAAAAGCGUUGGAAAUCGAGAAGCUUGAAGCCAAGGAAGCAUUGAAGCUAAACCCUACACGUUCAUUAACAAAGCUUUUGGAUCUACCACUUGUGGAUAUCGACGUACCAUUAUCAAGAAACAUCCUUCGAGAUCGUGUAGAGCUAUCAAAAUUAUUGCGCAGACUGUUGGUUGCAAAUGGAGGGAAAAUUGAGUAUUCGACUUUGCUGCAGCUUCUGGAUAUGGAACGGCAUGAUGAUCAAAGCUUUUGGAUGGAAACAAUAACUCCGGAUGUCCAUGAAUUUAAUGGGUUUUAUUGGGAAAUCGAUCCGAAUGCUCCUGAGAAAGCGAAACGUCUUUUUUCAGCUGGUAAAAGCUCUCAAAGUGACGCCGUGUUUUAUUUUUGGCUCAAGCUCCGAGAACUUAAAUUUGACGAGCAGGAAGAUCUUCAAAAGUUAACAACGACUCUAAACUUUAUACCCCAAAUGAUUGCCUAUUUCCUAGAGAAGGAGCUCGAGUUUGAAGAAAAAGUUAAUAUUUGCAAGAUUUUCGAUUUGGAUCCCGACUCGAGCUUGGUGCUAAUAGCUAAAUUGUCCAGUGAUGUUUUUACCUACGAUAAUGUGAUGCACAGACUGGUCUUUCACAAAGAGAAGUGGGCCAAAGAAGAGAAGAAAACGACCGGUCUCGAAGAUGAUGAUCAAGAUGACGAU